AUGGGGCCUGCCAGGGGGUCAACCAAAUAGCUAGGGGCUUGGAGGUGGCAAUACAACAAUGUUUAGUGAUAAUUAAACGGUGUGGUUAUUAAAUAUUUAAUAUUUAAUACAGUUAAUAAGUGUGUGAGUUCGCAAAUUAUAAAUAAACUUCUGUAGUUCGUUGAUCAGAUUGUCAAGACGAUAUAAUUCUUGACGAAUUAUCCCUCGUAUGGAUUACAUGUUACGUCUCAUAUUAGAAAUCAAAACGAAAUGCAUUGUCGGGAUAAGGUUAAGCCUUAAAUAGAAACGUACCAUGAAUAGAAAGAGAUAUUCGUGUUGUUUUAUUGUUUAAACGUUUCAACUACCUAACAUUUAUUUGCGCAGAGUGCUUAUUCCUUGUUGCAACAUGAGUUUAUCCGCAUUAGGAGUCGCAGAACCACACGCGAUUGUGAUUCCAUAGCUUAUUGCACUAUUUUUAUAGUCUGUGCUCCUUUCACACCCAACUUGAGUGCGUGUGCACUUAAACAUGUGCAUAUAUUGUCCAGUUAUGUGGCUGAAAAUUACCGAGGUUGUAAUCAGCCAGGACAAUAAUGACAACAACGGAAUCCAAGGAUCCUGUUGAAGGAUCAUUUACAUACAAAGCAAAAAUCAUGUCGAAUCCAUCGAAUCAUUCCUAUAACUCAACGGACCUUACGUCCGAAGGAGUUGUUGGAAGACUCCGACGAUUGGAGAAUCUUUUUACAGCUGGUCCAGUGCAAGGAAGCAAAACAGGAGGCCAUAUCUUUUCUAUUGAAACUCUUGUCGAUAUUCUAUUAAUUCUUUAUGAUGAAUGCUGUAAUUCGUCACUACGUCGAGAGAAAACUGUUUCAGAUUUUAUCGAAUUCGUAAAACCUGUAGCUACAUGUAUCAAGAGUUUGCAAUUAAGUCGAGAAGACUUUGAAAUUGUUAAAGUAAUAGGACGGGGAGCUUUUGGGGAAGUAUGUGUAGUGAAAAUGAAAGGAUCAGAUAAAGUAUUCGCCAUGAAAAUAUUAAAUAAAUGGGAGAUGCUGAAGAGAGCAGAAACAGCAUACUUCAGAGAAGAGCGUGAUGUGUUGGUAUAUGGUGAUAGAAGAUGGAUUACCAAUCUCCAUUAUGCUUUUCAGGAUGAUAAUAAUCUGUACUUGGUGAUGGAUUAUUAUUGUGGUGGAGAUUUGCUCACUUUACUAAGCAAGUUUGAAGACAGGUUACCUGAGGACAUGGCCCGCUUUUACAUAGCAGAAAUGGUGCUCGCCAUUGGAUCAAUACACGAUUUACGUUAUGUGCAUCGUGACAUAAAACCUGAUAAUGUUCUCUUAGAUGCCAAUGGCCACAUUCGUCUGGCUGAUUUUGGUUCGUGCCUUCGACUCUUUGAGGAUGGCACAGUACAGAGUAAUGUUGCCGUUGGAACCCCAGAUUAUAUAUCGCCAGAAAUACUUCGGGCAAUGGAAGAUGGACAAGGUAGAUAUGGACCUGAAUGUGAUUGGUGGUCUUUGGGAGUGUGUAUGUACGAAAUGUUGUUCGGUGAAACGCCGUUUUAUGCGGAAUCUCUAGUCGAAACUUAUGGAAGAAUAAUGAACCACAAAAACUGUUUUGAUUUUCCGGUGGAUGAUGCUUACGAAGUAUCAGAAGAAGCGAAGGAUCUCAUAAGAAAAUUAAUAUGUAGUUCAGAAUUCAGAUUAGGCCAGAAUGGAAUUGAAGAUUUCAAAAAACAUCCGUGGUUUGAAGGAGUUAAUUGGGACACUUUGAGGGACAGUACAGCGCCCUACAUUCCUGAAGUUUCAUCACCUACAGAUACAUCGAAUUUCGAUGUUGAUGAUACCGAUAUUCGAAGUUCAGAUGCGGUUCCACCAUCAGCAAACUCAGCGUUUUCAGCUCUACAUUUACCCUUUGUUGGGUUCAGUUUUACCCAAGGCAGUCGAAUAUCAGAUUUAGGUUCAUUACCUGUUAUUUCAGAACGAGAUAAGAGUGUUCAGAUACUUGAGGAAGAGAAUGCACGGUUAUUACAAACAAUUGCGGAUCUGAAGCGUCAAUUAGGAGCUGCAACUUCGCCAAAUGCAUCUCCAGACUCUAGUAUUGCAACAAGAAAACUUCAAGAUGAAAUUAAUACUCUUACAAAACGUAAUUGUGAACUGGAAAUACAAUUAAAGUCAAUAGAAGCACCUCGAGAAAUACGAAAUAUUGAUAAUGGUGAUUUAACAAAAAUACAAGAGCUUGAAAAACUAGUUCGUCUACUUCGUUCUGAAAAAGAGGAGGCUAUGAAGGAAAAGUUAGAUGUCCAAGAGAAACUAAAACUACAAGAUAAAGAGUUGAAAGACGCAUUGACACAACGUAAACUUGCUAUGGCAGAGUACACAGAGGUGACAGAUAAAUUAUCAGAAUUGAGACAACAAAAGCAAAAAUUAUCACGGCAAGUUCGUGAUAAAGAGGAAGAGCUUGAAGGCGUUAUGCAGAAAGUCGACACUCUGCGACAUGAUAUCAGAAAAGCAGAAAAGUUACGUCGGGAGUUAGAAAAUCGCGUGGAGGAAGCUAUGGCAGAGACGAGUAAGGAAAGAAAACUAAGAGAGAGAAGUGAGGAAUAUUGUAAACAGAUGCAAGAAGAGACUGAAAAAAUACGACAACGAUCGAUCGGAAGUGAUGUAAGUGCAAACCAUGCUUUAGCAACGCAAGAAAUUAAUCGACUGAAAGCAGAAGUUGAGCAGCUCGAAGUUCAGUAUAAUGAAAAUUUGAAUCAACAACAAAGCCGUUUUAAUUCUGAAAUACGAAGCUUACAAGAACAGCUUCAUGAGGCAGAAAGUAGGCGAGAUAUAUUAGAACGAGAAGUCCAAUUAACAAAAGAGAAAUUGGAUGCUGCUAGAUUGGAAAAUAUUACAGAUAGUGAAGAGACAAUAAAUGAAUUAAAUAGACGUCAUGAACGAGAGAAGAUAAUGCUAGCUGAAGAAAAUAAAAAAUUAUUAUUGGAACUCAGUUCAGUAACUGACAGCAUGAACAGGAUUCAAGGGGAACGGCGGACACUCGAGGAUGAAUAUGAAGAGCUGAGAAAUAAAAAAGAAGCAAUUGCACAGUGGGAAGCUCAAAUUACGGAAAUUAUUCAAUGGGUAUCGGAUGAAAAAGAUGCAAGAGGUUAUCUACAAGCAUUAGCAACGAAAAUGACAGAAGAAUUGGAAUUCUUGAAACAUUCAGGAGGUGUUGGUGGUGUUGGAAGUACCUCAACGAUGUCAGACAAAAAUUGGAGAAAUCGUAGAUCUCAAAAGCUUGAUAAGAUGGAAUUGUUGAAUCUUCAAAGUUCAUUACAAAGUGAAAUCCAAGCGAAACAAGCUAUUUCUGAAGAGCUCACCAAGACUCGAUCUGAUCUUAUUGCUGCACAAAAAGAACUACGAGACUUUAGACAACGUUUGGACUCAAUGUCGCACGAAAUGAAGAGGAAAGAAAUGCAGAUCAAGGAGUUGCAAUCCCGAAUAGACUCAAGCGAUGGUUCUGUUCUACCUACCGUAUCGUCUUCAAGCAAAACGUCUUCAAACAUCAUUACAACCAAACCCCAACGUAUCAUCGUGCACCAGCCGUCAUCACCCUUACCAGUAAUGCGUUCUCCCCGCAUCACAACAUGUCGCUUAUUAACUAGAUUUGCUACGGUCAACUCGAUCAUCAAUCGCAAUGCUGUUGCCAUCGUAUCGUCGCCUGUCUUGGAACGUCCGACUUCCCAAAUGUCUUACUUGGAACACUUUCUCAAGGAAACAGCUGGCAGUGCACGUCAUGGAAGUGUGGAUAGUGUGGAGGGUGAUAUUGAAGACAACCGGGCUCCAAGUCUUACAAGUAGCAAAAGCAAUCUCUCAGAACUUAGUAUUGAUCCAACAUCGCCAUUAUCACAUGAUUUAUUGAACAAAUCAUCAGCGUCUCAUAAUCAAGCGGCUUUGCAACCCAAACCGAAAUCCCAUCAAUUUUUAGUUCGAACAUUUUCUGCACCAACUAAAUGUAAUCACUGUACAUCGUUAAUGGUGGGUUUAACGAGACAAGGAGUUGUUUGUGAAGUUUGUGGCUUUGCUUGUCACAUGCCUUGCUGUGACAAAGUACCACCAAUGUGUCCAGUACCACAUGACAAAAGCUUUACAGCUAAAAGACCUCUUGGAAUCGAUCCUACACGAGGUAUUGGAACAGCUUAUGAAGGCUAUGUAAAGGUUCCAAAAAUGGGUGGUGUUAAAAAAGGAUGGGUCCGUCAAUUUGUCGUUGUGUGUGAUUUUAAAUUGUUUCUAUACGAUAUUUCUCCGGAUCGGAAUGCACUGCCUUCUGUUUAUGUCUCUCAAGUGUUAGAUAUGCGAGACGAAGAAUUUGGCGUGAGCUCAGUUCGUGAGUCUGAUGUCAUUCACGCGACAAAAAAAGACAUUCCAUGCAUAUUUAGGAUUACAACGUCUUUAUUAGAACCACCGGGCUUACGAAAUCAUACGUUGAUGCUUGCUGAUACUGAAAGUGAAAAGACAAAAUGGGUCGUUGCUUUAGGAGAACUUCAUCGAAUUUUAAAGAAAAAUAAUCUUCCAAAUACAACGGUCUUCCGUGCAAAAGAAUUGCUGGAUAACACAUUGGCAAUAAUUAAAAACGUGAUGUCAGGAGCUGUUAUUGAUCCUGAUCGUCUAGUCAUUGGUACCGAGGAGGGUCUCUUUUGUUUAGACUUAGAUCGUAGUGAAGUCGCAAAAGUUGGUGAAGGAAAAAAAAUAUAUUUACUGGAGUAUAUAACGGAAGAGCAAUUAAUUGUGGUGCUUAGUGGUAAACAACGUCAUGUUCGAUUAGUUCCUGUGCGUGCACUGGAUGGAGAUGAAGUAGAAUGGAUUAAAGUUGCUGAGACCAAGGGUUGCAUUACAUUAACAACAGGUGUGGCACGACGAAAUCCACUCACGUAUUGUUUGUGUGUAGCUAUUAAAAAACAGAACGCGUCACAUGUCAUGAUUUAUGAAGUAACGCGUACAAAGACACGACACAAACGUUUACAGGAGUUAAUGUUGCCUUGUCAAGCACAAACUCUUCAAGUUCUCUCUGAAGGUCGUUUAUGCGUUGGAUAUCCUUCAGGCUUUUCUAUUUACAGUAUUAUUGGUGAUCAUCAGCCUAUUUCUUUGGUCCAUCCAGAAAACUCUUUAUUAGGUUUUCUCACUUACAGUGCAGUUGAUGCGCUGCGCUGUGUAGAAUUACCAAGAGGAGAGUUUUUACUAGUUUUCCAAACUUUGGCUGUUUAUGUUGACAGUCAAGGAAGGAAAAGCAGAGACCGUGAGAUCAUGUAUCCUGGUGUUCCAACCGCAGUCAGUUAUUGCGAUGGAUAUCUUUUGGUAUAUAGUGAAACUCAUAUUGAUGUAUUUGAUUGCUCCACUGGCGAUUGGUUGCAAACACUUAACGUUAAACGAGCUCGACCGCUCAAUUAUUCUGGUUCUCUUACUACUUGUAUAAUUAAUGAUAUGCCCUAUGUCAUUUACCUAAGUAAUUUACACCAAAGAGAAUUACUCAACUUAACACCAUUAGACGCAAGUGGUAGGCAGAUAACAAGGCCCAGAAGACGGUUUUCAUUACGAGAAGGGAAUAGGGGAACUCGACCAACAGAUAGACGGUCCAAGAUGAUAUCAGCUCCGACCAAUUUCAAUCAUAUCAGUCACAUGGGUCCCGGAAAUGGCAUUCAAAUUCAACGUUUACUGGAUUUACCGACAACGUUAGAAACAGCUGAUCAACAGCAAUACUCCAAUCAUCCUGGUACUACUCAUCUACAUCAAAAUCCACCACAACGAUUUUAUAGUCCUCCUGUUCAAGCUCCUAGUAAACCUGCGCCAUUACCACCUAGACAUCCUCCGUCUGACACUCGACGUCUUAGUUCUCACAUGUCAAGAAACUCGGGAUAUUCUCCACUUAAUGGAUCAACAUCAUCUCGAAGAGGACCAGCUCCACCAAGACCAACUGCCACUCCACCAUCGUUACCACGUACGCCUGUGGACCAAGCUGAAUCGGAAUCUUUACAUAUCCGAUCACAUACACCACUUUCUCUUGGAAGUAUAGCAUCUUUACAAGAGAAGGAACACGCCACUGGAGGAAGUCCUCGUCAUUCAAUUGCAUCAAAUAAUAGUUCAAACCCAUCAACGCCGCCUAGUCCUGCUCACGAUCACGGAUCAUCAUCAUAUGAUUCAUAAAAAUAUUAACGAACAAAAAGUUAAAUUACAAAUCGGCCGGCUACUUACGACGUUCCUUGCUUCGAAGUCUGGGCAGCUUAAUGGAGUUAUGACCAGAUGUUUUAAGAUGUAAGGGUGCAAAUUUACUUAAAUAUUAAUUAAGUUUAUUUAAAGACAACUUUGUAAACAGUCAAUUAAUGAAUAGUUACAUUAUUUUUACUGUCGACAAGUUGUCAUAGUAUUACUGAAGAUUUAUAUAUACAUAAUAUACAUAAUAUAUAUAAAAUAAUAUUUGAAGAAAGAAACAAUUAAUUGCCAAAUAACAUAUGCUAUAAUCUUAUUAAGAAUAUCAGAUUAUAAUUAACGAUUAAUAAUGGAGUAACGAAUUUUAUUAAAAUUAAGUAUUGUCUUUCUAUGCAAUUAGCUGUUUCUCAGUUAGUCAACGGCCUUAUUUAUUAUUUUGCAUAAUUGGGUAUAACCAAGAGAACCAAAAUAAUUCAUCAUAAUAAUAGAGCAUUUUAUUUUUGGGAAAUAUCUUAUAAUCAGGUUCUCAAAAUAACUUUUUUAUACGAACAAAAAUUAUAGUAACAUUUUUAGCGCUUGUUAUCGGGCGCACAUGAUCAAUUAAUUCAAUUAUGAUAAUUGUAAAUAGUUAAAGUGUUUAAUGCUCGGCUAAAAUCGGCUUUUUAACAACGUAUGUCUGGUUUUAUUAACAAAUAAUGGAUUUAUAAAUAAUCAUUGUGUGUUACGUCCUAUUAUAAACAUAAAAUAAAUUUUAAUUGGAUUUUUCUGAUAUUAAAUUUUAUAAGAUCUUAAUUCAGACGCUCAUAAUUAUGAAAGAAAAACACAGUCGAAUUAUAUAGCAAUAAAUUAUUGCAUCUUUGUUCAAUGAUUAUUAUCUAUAGGUUUUUAGGUAUACACAAAUAAGUUCAAAAAAUCUUUUAAAUAAACAAUUACACAGUUAAAAAAUUUUCAAGUCUAUUUUUAAAAACGCUCAGUUAUAAAGUAAUUGUGGUAAAUUUUUAUCACGUUAAUCAAUUUAUUGGAUUAUUUUUUAUAUAAAAAAAAAAACCAGCUGAUCUAGCUUAUCAAAUUUUGUGCUAACAUAUUGUUAUCAAUUCAUUUUAUGACAGAAAUUUAGCACAAUUUUUUUAUAUGCCGUUUUUAAAUUCAAGUAUACUCAGACAUUUUUUACUGUGUAUUACCAAUUACAAAUGAUUAUUAUCCAAAAUAAUUGUUAGAAAUGAUGGUAUUAAAUUGAACAAAUAUAAAUUUAUUAAAUGCCUUAUUAUUAAAAAAAACAAAUUUUAUAAUUAUGUCGUAAAAACAAUACAUGCGCCACAGUGUGAAUAUUAGAACUUAAGCAUAAUAAUUUGUUGCAAUUUUUUCUGAUGAAAAAAAAUAAUUAACGAAUAAUCAUGAACGACGUUCAAGGGAAGUGACUUGAUGCGAUGGAAUGCAAUGUCAAUAUUAUUAGUUAUAAUGACAUAAAUAUCUCAAUACAUAAAAUAUAUGAAUAUUAAAGUAUAUUAUACUUACGUUAAAAGAAUGAUCCCAUCGAAUGUAUUAAUUUUAAUCAGUCAUUUGACGUAAAUAUUAUCUUGGCAGUUAUACACACAGAGUUAAUGCUAGUUUUAUUUUUUAACCAUUUGAAAAAAAAGAAAUCAACUUGUUCGUGAAUCAAGAUUUAUGUACAAAAAUAUAUGUAUAAACUAGCAAAAGCCUUUGUAUAACGCCAUAUUUUAUUAGAAAUUUUUAUCAUUUUUUUUUUUACUAACCACGUUUUUAUUAUAAUAAUCGAUAUUAUUCUUUGCUAUGAUUUUGUAUGGAUUUUUUUUAUAUUGUGAUCUUCGUGAAAUUCCACAAUGAUUUUUUAUCGUACGUCACCCGAAUAAUGAAAUAAUUAUUGUUAAAUUAGGGAUUACAAUUAUAAUAAUUAUAAAUAUGAUAUAAAAAAAGUAUGAUGUCAAUUGAUUGAUGUGCGAUUUUUUAUGUUUUUUAUACUUGUAGCUACACUUUGGCUCUAUCAACGUAGAACAAAAUACAUGAUCUAUUAAUUUAUAAUAUCUAUUAUCGAACAAUUAUGAAAUAAAUAUAAUUAAACAAAAAUGGAAGGUUUGAAAACGUACGAAUAUGUUUAUAAAUUGAGGCUUCCAUGGAAAUUAAUAUAUUUCUAUCAAUCAUUUAUCAUAAUAUCAUUUUAAUGUUCAAUGUUAAAUUUACAUCUAAAAUAAAAAAAAAUGUAAGUUCAAUUUAAAUGAGACUCAUUGAUAAUAAUUGUUUUUUAUAAAUUAAGAAUAUUAUCAAAUUAAUAAAAAUAAUAUCCAUAAAAAAAUAAUAUCAGACUGAAUGAGGACAAAUGUCCCAGACCAUAUGAUAAAAUAGAUUUAUGAAAGAAAUAGGCUGAUAAAAAUAAUGAAAAAUCAAUUUGUCAUGUUGAAAAAAAAAAAAAAAGUUUCUCUUGCAUUGAACAUUUAUCAUAAAAAACCAAACUUUGUUUAUAAUUUUGUAAAUAACAUAACACUUUCUGAUAAUAUCUACAAAGUCUUCACUUACAAUUUUAAAGGUUUUUAAUUUUAAUUUUAAGUCCGAAUAUCAGUAAAAUGUAUGAUUUCUUCGUUGUAAUUCACUGUAAAAAAAAACGAUAACAAUAAUUUAAAUGCAUAAUAAUUAUACUUAUGACAACAAAGAAGUAAUGAUAAAUUAUAAAGCGUGUUGUAGUGUAAUUACGAAUGUAGAAGUAAGUGAUUGGGAAUUUCCAAAAAAUGAAAAAAAAAAAAAUUAAUAAUAAAGACGUUCAUAAUAAAUUAUAACGAUUAA
Molecule: messenger RNA, 8951 nt
Organism: Chelonus insularis
Lineage: Eukaryota; Metazoa; Arthropoda; Insecta; Hymenoptera; Braconidae
Gene: gek
Product: serine/threonine-protein kinase gek
Exons: 19
Coding region: 570-6152 (1860 amino acids)
Biological process (GO): peptidyl-threonine phosphorylation; actomyosin structure organization
Cellular component (GO): cytoplasm; cytoskeleton
Molecular function (GO): protein serine/threonine kinase activity; ATP binding
Source: RefSeq, a predicted model, not a curated record